Molecule: messenger RNA, 1410 nt
Organism: Lactuca saligna
Lineage: Eukaryota; Viridiplantae; Streptophyta; Magnoliopsida; Asterales; Asteraceae
Source: the annotation of a GenBank genome assembly
AUGCAAGUACGCAACGUAAUUACUGAGUUAUUUGAAGAGUAUAAAAAGAAACAUAAUGCAAAACAAGGAGCUUCUUGGAAACAACAAUGUGAAACAAACGUAUUUGAGGGAAGGGGUUCUACUUUAAGCAAAUCAACAUGGGAGUUGGAUUUCGAGAAUAUGCUUUCUGAGGAUGAUGGAUUGGAAAAAACUGAGUUGGAUGAUUAUUUAGCUGAGAAGUUGUUACCGAAUGGGGAGGGCUUUGACAUAUUAAUGUGGUGGAAGUGUAAUGGUUCUAAGUUUCCAAUAUUACAGAAGAUUGCUAGAGAUAUCUUAGCCAUUCCAAUUUCUUCAGUUGCUUCGGAAUCAUCUUUUAGCAUGAGCGGGAAUAAAGUGACAAAACAACGUAACCGAAUCAAAGCGGAAACAGUUGGGGCAUUAAUGUGUAGCCAAAGUUGGUUACGAAAAGAACUUCAAGUGAAUCACCACCCACUCUCCAACCUCGCACCACUCACUGUAUCUGUAUCUGAUCACCGUUGCCGCCACCUACUAUGCUCUCGCAACACUUUUUCGGUGACGGGAAGCCACACACUCUCUCUUUAUCUCUUCUUUCCUCUACACUCGCACCACUCGCUUGAGAUUACUUCGAGGAUUAGCAGCUUUCCGAUGAGAUCCAAGCACUCUAUCAGCCGUGCUCAAAAUGUGAGCUCUAAAAGGCCACUUAGGCAAUUCGUUACAGGUGUAGUUGAACGAAUCGAAUACGACCCAAAUCGCACUUCACGGACCGCAAUGGUCAGAUGGGUCGAAGGGGCAGCCGUUGACCGCCCAAAAAAAGUCAACUCCCUCCAAAAAAAACUUCACCCCAGCCCCCAAGAUCCUACCCUCCAUCUCCAUCAAAGACAUGAUGCUCCUUCUUCGUUUGUGAACGUGUUGGGUGUUCCAAGAAUGGCGAUGGCAGGGGCAAAACCAGAAUUUUUUGUUCCAAGAAUGAAAGAUGAUGUGAAAGAGAAUGAAAGUUUGUUGCUUAAUGAGGUAAAAAGGUGGGAUAAGGAUAGUGUUGUGUGGGGGCAUAAGAUGAAACGAAAAACAAUUGUUUCUUGGGGGAGUUUGAGACAAAGGGGGAUUUUAGGGGUUGUUAAUGAGUCAGAGUCAAAGUCAAAGGUAAGAGAAAGUGAAAAGGUGGAAAAAGAUGGGAAAUUUGGAGUGGAUCGAGCUCAUGACCGAGCAUUUGUUUGUUUCAUGCAUUCUGCUUUAUUGGUAUUCAUAGUAGCGCAUUUCCGUUCCCCUAGCUACCGGUUUAUCGGCAACAGUGUAUAUUUCUGCCCGUGGUACCUUUUCCCCACCCGCAUGACAUCCCAGCUUGGUCGGUCGCCCUUUCCGACUUCUCUUUCAGCUCUACUCGCGUAUGGGUUCCUUUCUCAUGAGUUUUAG